This is a messenger RNA of Mangifera indica (mango), 1161 nucleotides long. RefSeq names its product probable CCR4-associated factor 1 homolog 6. Lineage: Eukaryota; Viridiplantae; Streptophyta; Magnoliopsida; Sapindales; Anacardiaceae. The transcript is spliced from 2 exons. The coding region runs from base 288 to 1112 and encodes 274 amino acids. The record is from RefSeq and is a predicted model, not a curated record. Gene Ontology annotation, molecular function: nucleic acid binding; poly(A)-specific ribonuclease activity. Gene Ontology annotation, cellular component: P-body; CCR4-NOT complex; CCR4-NOT core complex.
UUUCUGGCCCUUAUCAUCUUCUCAUUCUCUGGUGUUGCAAUUUAAGCACAGGGAGGCUCAAGCCUUAACAGCUUUUGCUUUUUGGCCAAUCUUUUCUAUUUUUAGAAAAAUUUAAUAAAAAUUUCAUCUUUUUAAUUCCAUUGCCGCUUAAACCUCAUUUGUUUCUCUUCAAAAUCCCAAAAUUUUAAACCUUUUUUUCUUAAAUUUUGUGAGUAACUAUCCUGUAUCAGAAAACAAAAACCACUCUCUUCUUCAACUGUUUCUACAGACUGAGAGAAGAGAAGAAUAUGUCGAUUUUGUCUAACAGCGAAUCGAUUCACAUUCGUGAAGUAUGGAAUGAUAAUCUUGAGUAUGAGUUCACUUUAAUCCGGGAAAUCAUUGAUGAUUACCCUUACAUAGCAAUGGAUACAGAGUUUCCGGGAAUUGUUCUACGUGUAAUAGGGAAUUUCAGGAGCAGUUCUGAUUACAAUUACCAUAACUUGAAAGCCAAUGUUGAUCUCUUGAAGUUAAUCCAAUUAGGUCUCACAUUCGCUGACGAGAAAGGAAAUUUACCGAAGUGUGGGACUGAUAAAUACUGUGUGUGGCAAUUCAAUUUUCGCGAGUUCAACCCUGAUAAAGAUGUGUAUGCUAAUGAUUCAAUUCAAUUGUUGUCCCAAAGUGGCAUUGAUCUUAAGAAGAACAAUGAAAAGGGUGUUGAUGCUUAUAGAUUUAGUGAGCUCUUGAUGUCAUCCGGGAUCGUGUUGAAUGAUUGUGUGCAUUGGGUUACAUUUCAUAGUGGAUAUGAUUUUGGCUACUUGCUUAAGCUAUUGACUUGCAAGAAUUUGCCAGAUACACAGACGGGGUUUUUUGACUUGAUCAAGAUGUAUUUUCCUACACUUUAUGAUAUCAAGCAUUUGAUGAAGUUUUGCAAUAGCCUUCAUGGUGGAUUGAACAAGCUCGCCGAGUUGUUGGAAGUGGAGAGAAUUGGCAUUUGUCACCAAGCUGGUUCAGAUAGUUUGCUUACUUGUUGUACAUUUAUGAAAUUGAAAGACAAUUUCUUUAAAGGCUCACUAGAGAAAUAUGCUGGUGUUUUGUAUGGUCUUGGAGUUGAGAAUGGACAGAUCAGUCAUUGAAAGAAAAAGAAAAUUAUGAAAUAAAAAUUAUAGAAGUGUUUCUAGACUA